AUGGCUAGUGAAGAUAACCAUGUCCCUUCCCCGCCACCAACAGGUGAUGAUGGGGGAGGUGAAGGAAAAGGAGAAGAAACCCCUAAUGAAGGGGGUGCUUUGUCUCUGAAGCCUGGGAUCCCCAUCAGAGGCAUCAGAAUGAAAUUUGCUGUGCUGACGGGUUUGGUAGAAGUUGGAGAAGUAUCCAACAGGGAUAUUGUAGAAACUGUCUUUAAUCUGCUGGUAGGAGGACAGUUUGAUUUGGAAAUGAAUUUCAUUAUCCAAGAAGGUGAGAGUAUCAUCUGCAUGGUGGACCUACUGGAAAAAUGUGACAUUACUUGCCAAGCAGAAAUCUGGAGCAUGUUUACCGCCAUUCUGAAAAAAAGCAUACGGAAUCUUCAAAUCUGUACUGAAGUAGGCCUUGUUGAAAAAGUGCUUGAUAAAAUUGAAAACGUUGACAGUAUGAUAGCAGAUCUUUUAGUUGACAUGUUGGGAGUGCUGGCUAGUUACAAUUUGACAGUUCGAGAAUUAAAGUUAUUCUUCAGUAAACUUCAAGGAGAUAAAGGACAGUGGCCUCCACAUGCUGGGAAGUUGCUGUCUGUGUUAAAGCACAUGCCUCAGAAGUACGGUCCUGAUGCCUUUUUCAACUUUCCAGGAAAGAGUGCUGCAGCGAUUGCAUUACCUCCUAUUGCCAAAUGGCCAUACCAGAAUGGUUUUACAUUUCAUACUUGGCUUAGAAUGGAUCCUGUAAAUAAUAUCAAUGUGGAUAAGGAUAAACCAUAUUUAUAUUGUUUCAGAACCAGCAAAGGUCUUGGCUAUUCUGCUCACUUUGUUGGAGGCUGUUUGAUUAUAACAUCAAUAAAGUCAAAAGGAAAAGGCUUUCAGCACUGUGUGAAAUUUGAUUUCAAGCCCCAAAAGUGGUAUAUGGUAACUAUAGUGCACAUUUAUAACCGGUGGAAGAACAGUGAACUUCGAUGUUAUGUGAAUGGCGAGCUAGCUUCCUAUGGAGAGAUAACAUGGUUUGUUAACACCAGUGAUACAUUUGACAAAUGCUUCCUGGGCUCCUCAGAAACAGCAGAUGCUAAUAGAGUGUUCUGUGGUCAGAUGACUGCAGUUUACCUUUUUAGUGAAGCUCUUAAUGCAGCUCAAAUAUUUGCUAUUUAUCAGUUGGGCCUGGGAUACAAGGGUACCUUUAAAUUCAAAGCAGAAAGUGAUCUCUUCCUUGCUGAGCACCACAAACUUUUACUGUACGAUGGCAAACUCUCUAGUGCCAUUGCGUUCACAUACAAUCCAAGGGCUACAGAUGCCCAGCUCUGCCUUGAAUCGUCCCCUAAAGAUAACCCUUCAAUUUUCGUCCAUUCACCUCAUUCCCUCAUGCUCCAGGAUGUGAAGGCAGUUUUAACACAUUCCAUCCAAAGUGCUAUGCAUUCAAUUGGAGGAGUACAAGUGCUUUUUCCACUUUUUGCACAAUUGGAUUUUAGGCAAUAUUUGUCUGAUGAGGUUGACUUAACUAUAUGUUCAACCCUGAUGGCUUUUAUCAUGGAGUUGUUGAAGAACUCAAUUGCUAUGCAGGAGCAAAUGCUUGCUUGUAAGGGCUUCUUGGUAAUAGGAUAUAGUCUUGAAAAGUCGUCCAAAUCUCAUGUCAGCAGAGGAGUUCUUGAACUUUGCCUUGCAUUUUCAAAGUAUCUUAGUAAUCUGCAGAAUGGAAUGCCCCUACUCAAGCAGUUGUGUGAUCAUAUUCUUCUCAACCCAGCAAUAUGGAUUCAUACGCCAGCCAAGGUUCAGUUAACACUGUACGCUUAUCUUUCCACGGAAUUCAUUGGUACAGUCAAUAUAUACAAUGCCAUUCGGAGAGUUGGAACAGUGCUUCUCAUCACUCACACAUUGAAGUACUACUAUUGGGCAGUGAAUCCUCUGGAUCGAAGCGGUAUCACCCCAAAAGGAUUAGAUGGACCACGACCUAAUGAGAAAGAAAUACUUUCUUUACGCGAGUUCUUAUUGAUGUUCAUUAAGCAAUUAGUGACAAAGGAUUCUGGAGUAAAGGAAGAUGAACUACAAGCCAUUCUUAAUUAUUUACUCACUAUGCAUGAGGAUGACAAUCUAAUGGAUGUCCUACAACUGCUUGUCGCAUUGAUGUCUGAACAUCCAAAUUCUAUGAUUCCUGCUUUUGACCAAAGGAAUGGGUUGCGGGUUAUCUAUAAGCUUCUGGCGUCUAAAAGCGAAGGAAUAAGAGUACAAGCUCUUAAGGCAUUGGGUUAUUUUUUAAAACACCUGUUACCAAAGAGAAAAGCUGAAGUUAUGCUUGGUCAUGGAUUGUUUUCAUUGCUAGCUGAAAGACUCAUGCUUCAGACAAAUUUAAUCACAAUGACUACAUAUAAUGUCUUGUUUGAGAUUCUUAUAGAACAGAUUUGUACUCAGGUGAUACAUAAACAACACCCAGAUCCAGAUUCUUCAGUAAAGAUACAGAAUCCUCAGAUACUAAAAGUAAUUGCGACCCUGCUUCGAAAUUCUCCCCAGUGUCCAGAGAGUAUGGAGGUUCGCAGAGCCUUUCUUUCUGACAUGAUUAAACUUUUUAAUAACAGUAGAGAAAACAGGAGGAGCUUGCUGCAGUGCUCUGUAUGGCAAGAGUGGAUGCUUUCCCUCUGCUAUUUUAAUCCCAGGAACUCAGAUGAACAGAAGAUAACAGAAAUGGUAUAUGCCAUUUUCAGAAUCCUACUGUACCAUGCAGUCAAAUAUGAGUGGGGUGGCUGGCGUGUGUGGGUUGACACUUUGUCAAUCACACAUUCCAAGGUCACUUUUGAAAUACACAAAGAAAACCUUGCCAAUACAUUUAGGGAACACCAGGGAAAAGUUGAAGAAAUAGGGCCAUGUUCUUCAAGUCCAGUCCAAGCAGUCUCUGGUAUUAACAGAGAUCUUAAUGCUUCAAAAGGACCCAGUACAUCAGGUACUAUGGAUUGUCCUGCUUCAUCUAAUAUCAGAAAUGAUGAUGAAAAAUCAAGUAUUGAGAAGACAUAUUCAGUAGACUCUGAAUCCAACACUGAACCACAAACUCUUAAUAUAUCUAAUGAAGAAAGGAAAACUGGGCAAAAUGAGAAGUUACUGGAUGAAGUUGCUUUAGAAGAAACACUGACAAAUGAGACGGUGAAUGCAGAUGAUUUAGAAGUAUCUUCUGAGCUUAUAGAAGCAGUAACUAUUUCCUCUAAUUCUUUUAAAACAACUGGCAAAGAUACAAUGACCAUCAGUGAAGUAACUGUCUCUUUAAGUUCUCCUUCAGAAGAGGAUGCUUCAGACAUGCCUGAACUACUGGAUAAGUCUAUAGUAGAGGAAGAAGAAGAUGAUGAUUAUGUGGAAUUGAAGGUAGAAAGUAGUCCUCCUGAGGAAACCAGUGUACAUACUGAGCUCCAAGAUAAUAGUUUGUCUGUAGCUGCGUUGGAAGCCAGUGAAAACCUGGACCUGCCCAGUAGUGACUGCAAUUCAGUUCCAGAAAAAGAACCUGUUACUAACAAGUCAGCUGAUACUGACACUCAAGAUUCUAAAGAUUCAGGAAUCUUGACUAUGGCUGCAUCAGGAUCAUCAGCUACCUCACCAGAAACUACUGCUUCCCAAACAACUGUAAGAUCAGACAUUAGUCAGACGCUGGAGGAGGAGAAGGAAACAACUAAUCUUACUGGAGAAACCAAAUUAAUUAAUAACUGUCAUGGAAAUAGUUUAGAAUCUUCUGCUACUUCUGAACAGAAGAUUGCCAAAUUGGAUGUUUCUAGCAUUGCUACAGAUACCGAGAAACUGGAAUUGAAGGCCAAUACAAACGUGGAAGCAUCUCAGCCUCACCGGCCUGUACAUGAGAUGUCAAGACAACAGGAGCAGCCAGUGCAAGGUGUAACCCCAGAUGCAGCUAAUGGACAAAGUAGGGAUUCCAGAUCAACUAUGUUUCGUAUUCCUGAGUUCAAGUGGUCUCAAAUGCAUCAGCGUUUGCUCACUGAUCUAUUAUUUUCAAUAGAAACAGAUAUACAGAUGUGGAGAAGCCAUUCAACAAAGACAGUUAUGGACUUCGUAAAUAGCAGUGAUAAUGUCAUCUUUGUACACAACACAAUUCAUCUAAUCUCUCAAGUGAUGGACAAUAUGGUCAUGGCAUGUGGGGGUAUACUACCAUUGCUUUCUGCUGCUACCUCGGCUACACACGAACUGGAGAAUAUUGAGCCUACUCAAGGCCUUUCAAUAGAAGCCUCAGUGACAUUUUUGCAGAGGCUAAUCAGUCUUGUGGAUGUGCUCAUAUUUGCAAGUUCUCUUGGCUUUACAGAAAUUGAAGCUGAAAAAAAUAUGUCAUCUGGAGGAAUUUUGCGGCAAUGUCUCAGACUAGUGUGUGCAGUAGCAGUACGGAAUUGCUUAGAGUGUCAACAACAUUCACAACUGAAAACUAGGGGAGAUACAGCAAAAGGUUACAAGACAAUCCAUAGUCUAAUUCCCAUGGGAAAAUCUGCAGCAAAGAGUCCAGUGGACAUUGUAACUGGUGGUAUUUCUCCAGUAAGAGAUCUUGACAGACUCCUACAAGACAUGGAUAUUAAUCGGCUUAGAGCUGUUGUCUUCAGAGACAUAGAGGAUAGCAAACAAGCUCAAUUCUUGGCAUUGGCAGUUGUGUACUUUAUCUCUGUUCUUAUGGUUUCGAAGUAUAGAGACAUCCUUGAACCCCAGAAUGAAAGGCGUAGCCAGUCACUGAAGGAAACUGGCAGUGAAAAUGGGAGUGUAUCAAUCCCUGAUGUACAAAAUACGCCAGCAACAUUCAGCCCUGUAACUCUGACAUCAGUGGAAGACUCAGAAAAUAUAACAUCUGCACGCAGGAGAGACUCAGGCAUUGGGGAAGAAACAACUACUGGAGUAGGAAGCAAUGUGGAUGUAGCUCCUCAUGUAGCACUUCCAACUGUCAGUGCAGGUCCUGAUGCAGUUAGUGAGGUGCUAUCCACACUUUCUUUAGAAGUCAAUAAAUCUCAGGAAACCAAAAAUGAUGGAACAAAUGAGUUGGAUAACAAGAUUGUACCUUCAGUUCCAGUUUCAAAAAAUGUCAACGUGAAGGACAUUCUCCGAAGCUUGGUCAACAUCCCAGCAGAUGGAGUAACAGUAGAUGCUGCACUUCUGCCACCAGCCUGUCUUGGAGCUCUUGGUGAUCUGACUGUUGAACAACCUGUGCAGUUCAGAUCUUUUGACAGGAGUGUCAUCAUUGCAACCAAAAAGUCGUCAGUCUUACCUUCCACACCAAGUACAAGUAUACCUACCAAUAAUGCUGUCAGUGUGGUUUCUUCUGUUGAUUCAGCCCAAGCCUUAGAUGUUGGAGCAGAGUCGCCUGGUAGUAGAUCAUCUCAAGCAAAACUACCCACGGUUCCAACAGUUGGUUCAGUUCCCCAAGACACAGUUUCAAAUAUGAGUAUUACAGAAAGGCUUGAACAUGCUUUGGAAAAGGCAGCACCUCUUCUGCGAGAGAUUUUUGUGGAUUUUGCACCUUUUCUUUCUCGUACGCUGUUGGGUAGUCAUGGGCAAGAGCUGCUUAUAGAAGGAACAAGUCUGGUUUGCAUGAAGUCUAGUAGUUCAGUUGUGGAAUUGGUUAUGCUACUAUGUUCUCAGGAGUGGCAGAAUUCGAUUCAGAAGAAUGCAGGCCUUGCCUUUAUUGAACUUGUCAAUGAAGGAAGAUUACUUAGCCAGACAAUGAAGGAUCAUCUUGUAAGAGUAGCAAAUGAAGCUGAAUUUAUCCUAAGCAGACAGAGAGCAGAGGAUAUUCACAGACAUGCGGAAUUUGAGUCACUGUGUGCCCAGUAUUCUGCAGACAAACGAGAAGAUGAGAAGAUGUGUGAUCAAUUGAUAAGAGCAGCUAAAUAUCGAGACCAUGUGACAGCAACUCAACUAAUCCAGAAAAUUAUCAACAUCCUCACAGACAAGCAUGGAGCCUGGGGAAAUUCUACAUUAAGUCGUCCUCGUGAGUUCUGGCGCCUUGACUACUGGGAAGAUGACUUGCGGCGCCGGCGACGAUUUGUGCGUAACCCUCUAGGAUCGACACAUCCUGAAGCGACACUAAAAACAGCCGUGGAACAUGUGGUUAUUUAUAAAAUGCGUAGUUACAGUCGCUCUGCAGAUGAAGAUAUCCUUGCUAAAGGAAAACAGUCCAUCAAGAGUCAGGCUUUAGGAAAUCAGAACUCAGAAAACGAGAUUCUCCUGGAAGGCGACGACGAUACUCUGUCAUCCGUGGAUGAGAAAGAUUUAGAGAAUCUUACGGGUCCCAUUAGCUUGAGCACACCAGCUCAGCUCGUGGCCCCCUCUGUUGUAGUAAAAGGCACUCUUUCUGUUACCUCUUCUGAACUCUAUUUUGAGGUAGAUGAAGAGGAUCCCAACUUCAAGAAAGUAGAUCCUAAGAUCCUGGCAUACACAGAAGGGCUGCAUGGAAAAUGGCUGUUCACAGAGAUACGGUCAAUCUUUUCUCGUCGUUAUCUUUUGCAAAACACAGCCCUGGAGAUUUUUAUGGCAAACAGAGUUGCUGUAAUGUUCAACUUCCCAGAUCCUGCAACAGUAAAGAAAGUGGUUAACUAUUUACCUCGUGUUGGUAUUGGAACCAGUUUUGGUUUGCCUCAAACCAGGCGUAUCUCUUUAGCUAGUCCACGUCAACUUUUUAAAGCUUCUAAUAUGACCCAACGAUGGCAACACAGGGAGAUUUCAAAUUUUGAGUACUUGAUGUUUCUCAACACGAUAGCAGGACGCAGCUACAAUGACUUAAAUCAGUAUCCAGUGUUUCCCUGGGUGAUUACUAAUUAUGAAUCAGAAGAACUAGAUUUAACCUUGCCAAGCAACUUCAGAGAUUUGUCCAAGCCAAUUGGAGCCUUGAAUCCAAAAAGGGCAGCAUUCUUUGCAGAGCGUUAUGAAUCAUGGGAAGAUGAUCAAGUUCCAAAGUUCCACUAUGGUACUCAUUACUCAACUGCAAGUUUUGUUCUUGCAUGGUUGCUAAGAAUAGAACCCUUUACAACUUAUUUCCUAAAUUUACAAGGAGGGAAAUUCGAUCAUGCAGAUAGAACUUUUUCAUCCAUUUCCAGAGCUUGGAGAAACAGUCAACGUGACACAUCAGAUAUCAAGGAAUUGAUCCCUGAAUUUUAUUAUCUCCCUGAGAUGUUUGUCAACUUUAAUAAUUAUAAUCUUGGAGUGAUGGAUGAUGGAACAGUAGUGUCUGAUGUGGAACUUCCUCCUUGGGCCAAAACCUCAGAAGAAUUUGUUCGUGUAAACAGACUGGCCCUGGAGAGUGAAUUUGUGUCCUGCCAACUUCACCAGUGGAUUGAUCUCAUUUUUGGCUAUAAACAGCAAGGACCAGAAGCAGUCCGGUCCCUCAAUGUGUUCUAUUAUUUGACCUAUGAAGGAGCUGUCAAUUUGAAUUCAAUAACUGAUCCUAUAUUGAGAGAGGCUGUGGAAGCUCAAAUCCGAAGUUUUGGACAGACGCCUUCUCAACUACUCAUAGAGCCUCAUCCUCCCAGAGGGUCUGCCAUGCAAGUUAGUCCAUUGAUGUUCACAGACCAAGCUCAGCAGGAUGUUAUCAUGGUCCUAAAGUUUCCCUCCAACUCCCCUGUCACUCACGUGGCAGCCAACACCCAGCCUGGCCUGGCCACUCCUGCUGUGAUCACAGUCACUGCUAAUAGACUGUUUGCUGUAAACAAGUGGCACAACCUUCCUGCUCAUCAAGGUGCUGUACAAGACCAGCCAUACCAGCUGCCAGUGGAAAUCGAUCCUCUCAUAGCCAGCAACACAGGAAUGCACAGGAGGCAAAUCACUGACCUUUUGGACCAGAGCAUUCAAGUCCAUUCCCAGUGCUUUGUCAUCACUUCCGACAACCGCUACGUUCUCAUCUGUGGCUUCUGGGAUAAGAGCUUCCGAGUCUAUUCUACAGACACAGGAAAACUGAUCCAAGUGGUAUUUGGCCAUUGGGAUGUUGUCACUUGCCUCACCCGUUCUGAGUCAUACAUUGGGGGAAAUUGCUACAUUCUCUCAGGAUCACGUGAUGCAACCCUUCUACUGUGGUACUGGAAUGGAAAGAGCAAUGGGAUUGGAGAUAACCCCGGCAGUGAGAGCACUACUCCUCGGGCCAUUCUCACCGGUCACGACUAUGAGAUCACCUGUGCUGCAGUGUGCGCUGAGCUAGGCCUGGUGCUAAGUGGUUCUAAAGAAGGACCAUGUCUCAUACAUUCCAUGAAUGGAGACCUGUUGAGGACCUUAGAGGGCCCUGAAAGUUGCCUGAAACCAAAACUCAUUCAGGCUUCUAGAGAGGGUCAUUGUGUCAUAUUCUAUGAAAAUGGCCUCUUCUGUACAUUCAGCGUGAAUGGGAAGCUCCAGGCCACUGUGGAAACAGAUGACCACAUAAAGGCAAUGCAGCUGAGCCGGGACGGGCAGUACCUGCUCACGGGAGGAGACAAUGGUGUGGUCAUGGUGUGGCAGGUGUCUGACCUCAAGCAACUCUUCGCCUAUCCAGGCUGCGAUGCUGGGAUCCGAGCCAUGGCCCUAUCUUUUGACCAGAGGUGCAUCAUUGCCGGCAUGGCCUCAGGAAGCAUUGUCCUCUUCUACAACGACUUUAACCGGUGGCAUCACGAAUACCAAACCCGCUACUGA
Messenger RNA from Chrysochloris asiatica (Cape golden mole), 8604 nucleotides. It is a transcript of the gene LRBA, whose product is annotated as LPS-responsive vesicle trafficking, beach and anchor containing. The record is from RefSeq and is a predicted model, not a curated record. Gene Ontology annotation, cellular component: membrane; cytosol. Gene Ontology annotation, biological process: intracellular protein localization. Gene Ontology annotation, molecular function: protein kinase binding. The transcript is spliced from 58 exons. NCBI's taxonomy places the organism in Eukaryota, Metazoa, Chordata, Mammalia, Afrosoricida, Chrysochloridae. Bases 1 to 8604 code for a protein of 2867 amino acids.